Messenger RNA from Fragaria vesca subsp. vesca, 606 nucleotides. RefSeq lists its product as uncharacterized. NCBI's taxonomy places the organism in Eukaryota, Viridiplantae, Streptophyta, Magnoliopsida, Rosales, Rosaceae. Gene Ontology annotation, cellular component: plasma membrane. The record is from RefSeq and is a predicted model, not a curated record. The transcript has a single exon. Bases 1 to 606 code for a protein of 201 amino acids.
AUGGUUGUUCUCCUAGCAGUGAUACUUCAAAGCAGUCGAAUCUACUACAUGCCUAGAUCACCACAGUUCUGGGUCGACUCAGCUGCAAUUUCCCAACUCAGUAUGUCCGACAACUAUGAAUUAACAGCCACAUGGCAUCUCACAUUGUUUGUUGUAAAUCCUAACCAGAUUCUGGGACUCCACUAUGAGAGCCUUAAGGUCAUGCUUUUUUAUGGGGACAAGGAAAACAGUCACAAACAAACGCUGGCAGGGCAGCCUGUGUUUCCUCCAUUCUUCCUAAGCACGAGAGAAGUCACUAACCUAAAAUUCAUGUUGGCUACUAAGAAAGCGUAUGUGGGCAAAGAUGUAGCCAACAAAAUUAGAGAAGAGAUGGCUGGUGAGUCGUUGGUGAGAUUCGGGCUCAGCUUGUUUGUUUGGUAUAGGCGUGACGUUAAACCGCUAAUUGAUCCUGGUCCCAGGUUCUUGAGGAUCUUCUGUGACCCGGUCGAGUUCGGAUUUACCCUGAAUGAUCGGAUUGGGAAUCUGACUGCUCGACCUAUGGCUUGCAAGCUAGAUAAUACACUUGGCCGCGAAAGAUGGACAUUGUUGUUGGAUGAGAAUCGGUGA